GCUUGCUUUCCAGGUCCGCCACGUGCUUGGAGCAAUGCCGACCUCACUGAGGCGCUGCACAAUGUGUGGAACAAAAAGAUGACGACAUCACAGGCCUCCCGCAUCUUCGGCAUCCCUUACAACUCUCUCCUCAUGUAUGUCCGAGGCAAAUACGGGAAAUCUCUCAAGCUCGACGUUCUCAAAAAAGGGUUGGAUCAAGCCAUGGAAAAUUCCAACAUCGCCGCCGCCGCCGCGGCCGCAGCAGCUGCCACCUCCCUCAAAUCCAGUCCCAACAAGACCCCCUCUAAUGGAACCCCUCUUCCCCCCACGACCACGUCCCCCCUCACGACUAACAACUCAUCCCCGUGCGCUCCAUCAAUAAUUCCACCACGCCACCCUCCCCAACCAAGAAACAAGGUCCCAAUUCCGCUCUUUUACACUCUCUCCAUCUCAACGGCAAUAACAAAAUUCCCGAGACGAAUAAUAAUAACAGCCACACCCCUCACCCCCAUCCCCACGGCCACCACCACUCCCACCACAAAAGUUCCCACGGGAAGCUGCUCCAGAGUAACGGAAAUGUUGUAAACGUGGAGUCUCACCUUCCCCAAGACCCGCAUCCCAUGGGAGGAUUUAACCCCUUCUUCUUCCCCGACUUUGGAAACCCUUUCCCCUUCGCGUCAGCUCUCCAGCACAUCCUGCCCCCACAUUUGGCAGGCCAUCACAACCACCACGUCCACCAUCACGUGCAUAAUAAUAAUAAAGGUGCUAAUCAUCACGGGAAUGGGAGACCGAACUCCGUAGGACAGCAGCAGCAAGAGCACCAUCAAAUCAGACAAACGGCUGCUAGCGUGCUUUUGGAUUAGGAGAAGAUUGUGGGACAAUUUUUUUCGGAGAAAUUGGGAAAUCUAUAAGAUUUCCCUGAUUUAAAUAAGAUGGAAAAGUUGAGCAGCAAUACAUACGUACCAUAUUUAUACAUACAGGAUUCUUCACCACUUUGUCGAGUUGUAUGUGUGUAGUUUAUGGUCUCAAGGUGAACGAAAUUAGUUCUUAACCAAACCUCGUACUUAAAAGUCGACUUCGAAAUCCAUAGUGUUUCAUUUUUGCAGGUUUUUGCUACAUUUUUUGCCCUGCAAAGCAAGAAACGCGAGGUACAAGAAUCUGGGAGAAAGUGCAAGAAAUAUGCGUCAUCUAGUCAGGAAAUACAACGGCGUAGUUUCUUCCGUCGUACAUUUCUUGCAGGUCAAAAUACCUGCAAGAAACCACUUUCUUGCCAUUAUUUCUCGCAAUUUGCGAGUCAUUUGCGAGUCGCAAAUGACUACUUGCACCCGAAAAUCCAGUAUACCCGCUAAAGUUGUUAAUUAGUUAUCUUUAUUGAAUGAUAGUGCAGGCAGGUAAUGUACAAAAUGCCAAAUACUCACAAAUAAAUACCUCUUCAGUGAUACUAUUGGACGUGAAGAAAUGCAACCAAGUAUACGAUUUAGAUCCAGACUCUUCACGGGUUGGAUCCGCCUCUCUCAAGAAAAUCAUAAAAAAUGUAAUUUAUUCAAUUAAUUAAUAACAAUUUAACCUUCCAGUUAAUUAAUCUGCUCUUAAGAAAUUCAGCUGUUGCGUGCGUAUGUAAUUAAAACGGGUUUUCUAGCUUAUAAGUCAAUAUGAGACGGGUAAAAUGUAUGUUCUCUAUGUAAAUGAAUCUACCUCAAGAUUUACCUCAGCAACUGUUAGGAUAGGUCGUAAGUAAGUUAACCUUUUAAAAACGGAUUCCACCAAUAAGGUGGAGGGCGAUUUCGAUCUCUUGGCGACGGACUACACCAAUAAGGUGUAGGCCAAC
Folsomia candida is the source of this 1807-nucleotide messenger RNA. Its product is annotated as extensin-like. The record is from RefSeq and is a predicted model, not a curated record. Bases 79 to 564 code for a protein of 161 amino acids. Gene Ontology annotation, molecular function: DNA binding. The transcript is spliced from 2 exons. NCBI's taxonomy places the organism in Eukaryota, Metazoa, Arthropoda, Collembola, Entomobryomorpha, Isotomidae.